GCUCUUCACGGGUCUAACCUUUAGCCAGUGAGUGCGUUUCGUUAUGGGAGCAAACGGAAGCUAAACUAUAAAAUAGCCACGCUAUGACGUUCCUAGCUAUCUAAGAUCCAAAGGUCUAAACUAACCGGUCUCAAUAUUCUUUUAAGAGGGAAGGAUACUCUAACACUGCAAAAGAAAACAGAUAACCCACUAGUCACUCCUGCAACCAAGGUGAUGAAGCCUAAAGAACCCGUAAAGCAAGAUGGAGACGUGAGGACACCAGCCGUGUAGGAAGCCAGCCUUGAUGAGGGAUGAAGAGCAUCCGCUGGCUCACUCCAAAGCCUAUCACCCCUGUGGUCCUUGGCUGCAUAUGGAUCUCUGUGGCACAGUGUACAAUUCUGAGCAGCUGCCUAACGUCCUGUGUAACUAACCUGGGCAGACAGCUUGACAGUGGCACACGGUACAAUCUGAGUGAGGUGUGCAUUCAAGGGUGUCAGUUCUGGAACCCUUUAGAACAGGAAAAGUGUGCUUUAAAGUGUAAUGAUACGUAUGCCACCGUUUGUGAGAGGGAGUCCUGUGAGGUCGGCUGCAGCAGUGCAGAGGGCAUCUAUGAAGAGGAAGUACUGGAAAGCACAGAGCUCCCUACAGCACCCGUUGCAUCUUCCAUUGGAAGCCAUAGUGUGACAUUACGGUGGAACCCUGCCAAUAUCUCUGGAGUCAAAUACAUCAUUCAGUGGAAAUAUGACCAGCUUCCAGGAAGCUGGACUUACACCGAGACUGUGUCCAAGCUCUCAUAUGUGGUGGAAUCCCUGCAUCCUUUCACUGAAUACAUUUUUCGAGUGGUUUGGAUCUUCACAGCUCAGCUGCAUCUCUAUUCCCCUCCAAGCCCCAGCUACAGGACUCAUCCUUAUGGAGUUCCAGAAACUGCACCCUUCAUUGUGAACACAGAAAGCUCAAGCCCGGACACUGUGGAAAUCAGCUGGGCUCCACCCCAUUUCCCAGGCGGCCCUAUUCUGGGUUAUAACUUAAGGCUGAUCAGUAAAAAUCAAAAAUUAGAUUCAGGGACACAGAGAACCAGUUUCCAGUUUUAUUCUACUCUUCCAAACACCACCUACAGGUUUUCUAUUGCAGCAGUCAAUGAAGUUGGUGAGGGGCCAGAAGCAGAAUCUAUAAUUACCACUCCAUCCCCAGCAGUUCAGGAAGAAGAGCAGUGGCUCUUUUUAUCCAGAAAAGCUUCUCUAAGAAAGAGAUCUUUAAAGUACUUAGUAGAGGAAGCACGUUGCCUUUGGUCAGACACUAUACAUCAUAAUAUUACAGGAAUAUCAGUGAGUGCCCAGCAGCAAGUGGUUUAUUUCUCAGAAGGAACUGUCAUAUGGAUGAAGGCAGCAGCCAACAUGUCUGAUGUGUCUGACCUGAGAGUUUUUUACCGAGGCUCGGGUCUAAUCUCUUCCAUCUCCAUAGACUGGCUUUACCAGAGGCUGUAUUUCAUCAUGGAUAAACUGGUAUAUGUCUGUGACUUAGAGAGUUGCUCAAAUUUUGAGGAAAUUACACCAUUCUCCAUUAGUGCGCCUCAAAAAGUUGUGGUUGAUCCCUACAAUGGGUACGUCUUUUAUCUCCUGAGAGAUGGUAUUUACAGAGCCAAUCUCCCUUUGCCAUCUGGCAGGGACGCCAAGGCGGUGCGUAUUGUGGAGAGUGGCGCAUUGGAGGCCUUUGCGGUAAAGCCGCAGUCCAAGCGAAUCAUUUACUUCAAUGCCACCACACAAGUCUUCAUGUCAACAUUUCUGGACGGCUCGGCUUUCCAUCGGGUCCUGCCUUGGGUCCCCCUCGGGGACGUGAAGAGCUUUGCUUGCGAGAACAGUGACUUUCUCAUCACAGAUGGCAAGGCCAUUUUCCGGCAGGACUCCCAGUCCUUCAAUGAGUUCAUCGUGGGAUGUGACCUGAGUCACAUAGAAGAAUUUGGGUUUGGUAACUUGGUCAUCUUUGGCUCAUCCAUCCAGUCGUACCCUCUGCCAGGCCAUCCACAGGAGCUUUCAGUGCUUUUCGGUUCCCGGGAGGCGCUUAUUCAGUGGAAGCCUCCCGCUCUCGCCAUAGGAGCCAGUCCUUCCGCCUGGCAGAACUGGACUUAUGAGGUAAGAGUGUCCUCCCAAGACCUUCCUGAAGUCACUCAAGUUUUCUCUAACAUAAGUGGGACCAUGCUUAGCGUACCGGAGCUGCAGAGUGCUACAAAGUAUAUGGUUUCUGUGAGAGCAAGUUCUCCUAAAGGCCCAGGCCCCUGGUCGGAGCCCUCAGUGGGUACCACCCUUGUACCAGCUACUGAGCCACCAUUCAUCAUGGCCGUGAAAGAAGAUGGACUUUGGAGCAAACCACUCGGUAGUUUUGGCCCAGGAGAGUUCCUAUCCUCUGACAUAGGAAAUGUGUCAGAUAUGGAUUGGUAUAACAACAGCCUGUACUACAGCGACACAAAAGGCAACGUCUAUGUGCGCCCACUGAAUGGGAUGGAUAUCUCAGAGAAUCUUCACAUACCCAGCAUUGCAGGAGCUGGUGCUUUGGCCUUUGAGUGGCUGGGCCACUUUCUCUACUGGGCUGGGAAGACAUAUGUGAUCCAAAGGCAGUCUGUGUUGACGGGACACACAGACAUUGUGACUCACGUGAAGCUGUUGGUGAGUGACAUGGCUGUGGAUUCCAUUGGCGGCUAUCUGUACUGGACUACACUCUACUCCGUUGAAAGCAGCAGACUAAAUGGAGAAAGUUCCCUUGUACUGCAGGCUCAGCCCUGGCUGUCUGGAAAGAAGGUUAUUGCUCUAACACUAGACCUCAGUGAUGGGCUCCUGUACUGGCUGGUGCAGGACAAUCAGUGUAUUCAUCUGUACACAGCUGUUCUCCGAGGAUGGAGUGCUGGGGAUGCUACUAUCACAGAGUUUGCAGCCUGGAGUACUUCGGAAAUUUCGCAGAAUGCACUGGUGUACUACAGCGGUCGACUCUUCUGGAUUAAUGGCUUUAGGAUCAUUACAGCACAGGAAAUAGGUCAGAGAACCAGCGUGUCUGUUUCGGAACCAGCAAAAUUCAACCAGUUCACAAUCAUACAGACAUCCCUCAAGCCUCUGCCAGGAAACUUUUCCUCUACUCCCAAAGUUAUCCCAGAUUCUGUCCAGGAGUCUUCAUUUUGGAUUGAAGGACACAGUUCAAAUUUCCAAAUCCUGUGGAAUGAGCCCCCUGCGGUGGACUGGGGCAUAGUUUUCUACAGUGUGGAAUUCAGCGCUCAUUCUAAGUUCCUGGCUAUUGAACAACAGCUCUUACCUGUUUUUACUGUGGAAGGGCUGGAGCCCUAUGCCUUAUUUAAUCUCUCUGUCACUCCUUAUACCUACUGGGGAAAGGGGCAAAAAACAUCUUUAUCACUUCGUGCACCUGAAUCAGUUCCAUCAGUACCAGAGAACCCCAGAAUAUUUAUACUGUCAACUGGAAGAUACACCAAAAAGAAUGAAGUUGUGGUAGAGUUUAGGUGGAAUAAGCCUAAACGUGAAAAUGGAGUGCUAACCAAAUUUGAAAUUGUCUAUCAUAUAUCUAAACAAAAUGGCACCAACGAAACAACCAAAGACUGGAUUUCUGUCAAUGUCUCAGCCCUAGUGAUGUCUUUUCAGCUUGAGGCCAUCAGUCCUGGGUAUACUGUUGCCUUCCAGGUUCGAGUCUUCACAUCCAAAGGGUCGGGGCCGUUUUCUGAUACAGUGAUCGCUAACACUUCAGAAAUCAAGCCACUUCCAUAUCUCAUAUCUCUUCUUGGCAAUAAGAUCAUGUUUCUAGAUAUGGACCAAAACCAAGUUGUGUGGACGUUUUCUACAGAGGGAGACGUCAGCACCGUGGGGUACACGGCAGAUGAUGAAAUGGGGUACUUUGCUCAAGGAGACUCGCUCUUCCUUUUGAAUUUGCGCAAUCGGUCCAGCUCCAAGCUUUUCCAGGACGUGCUAGUUUCUAAUGCUGCAGUUAUCGCAGUGGACUGGAUUGCCAGGCACCUCUACCUUGCUCUGGAAGCAUCCCAAGAGGGAUCACAGAUAUUCGACGUUGAUCUUGAGCACAAGGCAAAAUCCCCUAGGGAGGUGAAGAUUUGCAAAAGGCACUCAACAAUAGUUUCUUUCUCUAUGUAUCCCCUUUUAAGUCGCUUGUAUUGGACAGAAGUUUCAGACCUCGGCCAUCGGCUGUUCUACUGCAGUAUUACCAAUCACACAUUGCACCACAUUCUACAACCCAAGGCCUCAAGCCAGCAUGGAAGAAGUCAAUGUUCUUGCAGUGUGACGGAAUCCGAGUUAAGUGGGGCAAUGACUGUCGAUACCUCUGACCCAGACAGACCAUGGAUAUACUUUUGCAAAGGGCAAGAGAUCUGGGCCAUGGAUCUGGAAGGAUGUCAGUGUUGGAAAGUCAUCACGGUGCCUUCCGCCCUUGCAGGGCAAAGAAUUGUUAGCUUAACAGUGGAUGGGGAGUUUAUAUAUUGGCUCAUCACAACAGAGGCCAACACACUGAUUUAUCAAGCACAGAAGGGAAGCGGGACCAUCCUCUCCCAGGUGAAGACCCCCGAGAGUAAGCAUAUCUCGGCUUACAAUUUAGCUCUGCAGCCUUUGCCAGAUAAAGCAUAUCUGUCUCUAACUUCAGAUAUGGUAGAAGCAACUGUAUUGAAUGCCACCAAUACCAGCCUCACACUCAAAUUACCCCCAGUCAAGAGAAACCUCACAUGGCCUGGCAUUACCAGCCCCACACCAACAUACCUGGUCUACUAUAUGGAAGCUGAUAGGGCAAACAGCUCCGACAGGAAACAUGGAGUGCUGGAGUCACAGGAGAGUGUAGUCCACAUUGAAGGUUUGCAGCCAUUUUCAACAUAUGUGAUUCAGAUCGCUGUGAAGAAUUACUAUUCAGAUCCUUUAGAACAUUUGCCUCUGGGAAAAGAGAUGCAGGGAAAAACUAAAAGUGGAGUGCCCGGGGCAGUUUGUCAUAUUAACGUAACUGUGCUGUCAGACACCAGUCUCUACAUCCUCUGGACAGAAUCGCAGAGGCCGAACGGACCCAAAGAGUCAGUCCGCUAUCAGCUGGUUAUGUCGCACCUGGCUCCGAUUCCCACGGCUCCUCUAAGACAGGGUGAAUUUCCGAGUGCCAGGCUUGCUCUCCUUGUCACUAAACUAUCUGGUGGACAGUUCUAUGUGUUGAAGGUCCUGGCCUGCCACUCAGAGGAAAUGUGGUGUACUGAGAGUCAUCCUGUCACGGUCAGCAUGUUUGAUACACCAGAGAAACCUUCUGCCUUGGUUCCAGAGAACACUAGUCUGCAGUUAGAUUGGAAGGCUCCGUCUAAUGUUAACCUCACCAGAUUUUGGUUUGAACUCCAGAAGUGGAAAUAUAAUGACUUUUACCAUGUUGAAGCUUCAUGCAGCCAAGGUCCAGUUUAUGUCUGCAACAUCACGGAUCUACAGCCUUACACUCCCUAUAACAUCCGAGUGGUGGUGUCCUAUGUGACAGGAGAAAACAGCUCUUCGAUUCCAGAGAGCUUCAAGACAAAAGCUGGAGUCCCUAGCAAACCAGGCAUUCCGAAAUUACUAGAAGGGAGUAAAAAUUCAAUCCAGUGGGAAAAAGCGGAAGAUAAUGGAGGCAGACUGAUGUACUAUGUCCUUGAAAUCAGAAAGGGUAUUUCAAACGAGUCACAGAACCAGAGUUCAAGGUGGAAGAUGGCGUUUAACGGGUCCUGCAGUAGCAUUUGUACAUGGAGGCCACAAAACCUGAAGGGAACAUUUCAGUUCAGAGCAGUAGCUGCCAAUGACAUUGGGCUUGGAGAAUAUAGUGGAACCAGUGAGGAUAUUACACUAGUGGAAGAUGGUUUUUGGAUAACAGAAACAAGUUUUAUACUUACGAUCAUCGUUGGGAUAUUUCUGAUUACUACAGUCCCACUGACCCUUGUCUGGCAUAGAAGCUUGAGAAAUCGCAAAGCUUCCAAGAACGGGCUCUCAGUUCUCAACAACAACAACGACGACGACGACAACGACGACAACGACAAAGAGUUGGCUGAGCUGCGAGGACUGGCAGCUGGAGUGGGCCUGGCCAAUGCCUGCUAUGCAGUACAUACUCUUCCAACCCAAGAAGAGAUUGAAAGACUUCCUGCCUUCCCUCGGGAAAAACUGAGCCUGCGUCUUUUGCUGGGAAGUGGAGCUUUUGGAGAAGUGUAUGAAGGCACAGCCGUGGACAUCCUAGGAGUGGGAAGUGGGGAACUCAAGGUGGCAGUGAAGACCUUGAAAAAGGGCUCUACGGACCAAGAGAAGAUUGAAUUCCUGAAGGAGGCACACCUGAUGAGCAAGUUUAAUCAUCCCAACAUUCUGAAGCAGCUGGGCGUCUGUCUGCUGAGUGAGCCCCAGUACAUUAUUCUGGAACUGAUGGAAGGAGGAGACCUUCUAAGCUAUCUGCGCAAAGCCCGGGGGACGACGCUUCAAGGCCCUCUACUCACCUUGGCUGACCUUGUAGAGCUGUGUGUAGAUAUUUCAAAAGGCUGCGUCUACUUGGAGCAAAUGCACUUCAUUCACAGGGAUCUGGCAGCUCGGAAUUGCCUUGUGUCUGUCAACGACUAUACCAGUCCCCGGGUUGUCAAGAUUGGUGACUUUGGACUGGCAAGGGAAAUCUAUAAAAAUGACUAUUAUAGAAAGAGAGGGGAAGGCCUGCUUCCUGUUCGGUGGAUGGCUCCAGAAAACUUGAUGGAUGGAAUCUUCACUUCUCAGUCUGACGUAUGGUCUUUUGGAAUUUUGGUUUGGGAGAUUUUAACUCUUGGUCAUCAACCUUAUCCAGCGCAUUCCAACCUUGAUGUUUUAAACUAUGUGCAAGCAGGAGGGAGACUGGAGCCACCGAGAAAUUGUCCUGAUGAUCUGUGGAAUUUAAUGUCCCAGUGCUGGGCUCAGGAACCUAACCAAAGGCCCACUUUUCACGACAUUCAAAACCAGCUCCAGUCAUUCAGGAAAAUUUCCUUAAAUACUGUUUCGCAGCGUGGAGAAGAAGCACACACUGGUGGAGUCGUCAAUGAAGGCUUUGAGGGUGAAGACAAUGGGACGGCUGCCCUGAAUUCAGAUGAUGCAAUGCCAGUUGCCUUGAUGGGAACCAAGAACCAAGAGGGAUUAAACUAUAUGGUACUUGCCACAAAAUGUAGCCAAGAUGACAGAAGUUAUGAGGGUCCUCUAGACCCCAAGGAACUUGGGUCUCGUGGCCUGAAGAAAGACGAGAAGCAACCACAUGCAGACGAAGAUUUCUGCCAAGAACCACACGUGGCUUACGGUGCUCCUGGCAGGUCUGCAGGCCUGAACUAUGCCUGUCUUGCUCACAGCGGACGUGGAGAUGUGUCUGAGUAAUAGUGUCUCAUAGACAGUACAACACUGAGAUCAGCAUCCUGUUAAGUAACUGGCAGAAAAGAGUAAAGGUGUGGGCGUGGCCUACGACUCUGAAUUGACCCAGAGAAGUUCUUAAGUUCUGCUCUUAGUUCUGAGAGCCAUUUGGUUUCAUCCACAGCAUCCACUUUACCAGUGGCCUAACCUUCAGUGGAUUAUGAGAGGAAUCUUCAUGCUUGUGGAAAUAGGACAAAUCCUAAGCCUGGGAAGAAAACAUCACUGACAGUCUCCUCUGUAGCCCUUUCCUUCAGAGCAUGGCCCUCCCUGUUGUCUGGGAUGCAGUAAAAACACCUCUGUUAAAUGAUUAGUGACGGGAAUAGGUCCAUUCAAGGACCCGAAUUUGGGUUAGGUGUGGAGGAGUCUGCUGAGGACCACCUGAACUCCAGGUUACCUUAACGAGGAUGCUGGAAACAAUUAGAAACAUACAGGAGGGGGCAGCCCUUGUGCCAUGAGAAAUCAUCUGGCAUGCUGUUAUUCCCAUAAAAUAUUCACUUUAAUCAUCACUGUUAAAUCUUUUGUAUUUUGGAAGCUUGGAUGAGCAGCUUUAGGCAUGGCAUAGAAACAGGACCAUGAAAAUCUCUGGAUCUUACAGUUUGACAUUUUGUGAUCUUUAGGUGGCAUAAAAAUUACCUUGUGAUUAAAAAAAUGAUUUUUAAUAUAUUUUUAAAUUUUGUGUGUAUGAGUGUUUGCUUGCCUAAAGGCAUGUGCACCACACGUGUGCUUGGUAUCCUCAGAGGCAAGAAGGGGGCCUUGGAGCUCCUAG
Molecule: messenger RNA, 8139 nt
Organism: Acomys russatus (golden spiny mouse)
Lineage: Eukaryota; Metazoa; Chordata; Mammalia; Rodentia; Muridae
Gene: Ros1
Product: ROS proto-oncogene 1, receptor tyrosine kinase
Exons: 44
Coding region: 291-7340 (2349 amino acids)
Biological process (GO): positive regulation of kinase activity; regulation of TOR signaling; multicellular organism development
Cellular component (GO): signaling receptor complex
Molecular function (GO): transmembrane receptor protein tyrosine kinase activity; ATP binding; protein binding
Source: RefSeq, a predicted model, not a curated record